UAUAUACUUCAUUUUUUACGUAAAAUCACUUCUUUCCUGUUUAUGUACCAUCAAUAAGGGUACACCCUAUAUAGUUAAUUAAAUUUCUAACCUCAGAUUGUCAACUAAGUAGUUUGUGUAGCAAACAAGACAUUCAGAAAUGUAUUCGAAAUCCUAAAAAUUGUGUUUCUUAUUUAAAAGUAGAUAUCGGUAUCCUUUUCUUACGAAAUACAUCUUGUGGUUGAUCUGACUGAUGUAAAUUUUGUAACUGAUAUUUAAUACAUACAUGCUUGAGAUCAACGUCUCCAAUAAAUGUUUAUAAUAUGUCUUAUUCGUAUUGUCAUGUAACGUUUUUACAUGUAAUGAAGCAAUAUUUACACAUAUUAACAGAUGCAUUGAAUUUUCAAAUUUAACAAAAAAUGGAUAAUUCAAUAAAGUUAGUUGUACAUAGGGGCAAUUCGAUUUUUGAUAGCAUUAUUAUUACACCUUAUUCUGUGAUUAAAUAUGAACAGAAAGUUAGAAAUGAUAAUAGCACUGAUCAAACAAAUGUUAAUAUAAACAAAUAUAACGAAAGCAAUAAAAUUUGCUUUAGCAAAAAGGGAUAUAAUGCCUAUUUUGCAUCAGCGUAUGUUGUAACAUUAAUGAUAUCACAAACAUAUCGUAGAGCUGCGCUUAAAAAAUUGUUAGAAUAUUUAAUGUACCAAUUACAAGAUAAAACAAGCACAGUGGUGAUUUUAAUGAAACUACGUACACCAAAGAAACAAUUCUUAGAUUAUAACUGGAAUAAUAGGAUUAUACAAAUGGUAUUGGAAAGAAGGGAAGUAGAGCAUGCUAUGUCUUGGUUGUCUACUUUAGGUGGAGCAUUUUCUGCUUUAGGAGAAGAAUUUCAAUAUUGUGCUGAAAUGGCUGGAAAAAUUUCUAUGAAGCAGUUCAAAUUAGCACUUCGUCUUGAAGAUCCUCUUUUGGUUGCACGUUGUAAACUAUAUGCUGCCUUAAGUUUAAUUCAGCGUGGUAAAUUAAAAUUACCAAAAAGCAUAAUAAAGAAUGUUUAUCAAUUUUCACUUAGUCAAAAUGAUAUUCGGCUACAAAAGAUGUGUCAAGGUAUAUGGGCUAAACUUAAAUACUGUUAUAAAAUUAAGAAAGAACGACAUAAAGUUCUUCGAUAUUAGUUAUGAAACAAUUUCUUAUCAUAGUUUAGAAUUAGGCUAAUUGAAUUUCAUACUCAUGUUUGGAAAUAAAUAAUAAUGUACAAAAUAUUGUUUCUAAAAAUGUAUUUUUUGUAAUUAUUAACAAAUUAUAACAUUCAUUAAUAAAUUAAAGGCAAUAAUUAUAGUCUAUUACAUUUGUGAACAUUUUUAUUAGUUUUUAUACAAUCAUUGGUUGUUUCUUUAAUCUUG
This is a messenger RNA of Megachile rotundata (alfalfa leafcutting bee), 1376 nucleotides long. RefSeq lists its product as uncharacterized. The record is from RefSeq and is a predicted model, not a curated record. NCBI's taxonomy places the organism in Eukaryota, Metazoa, Arthropoda, Insecta, Hymenoptera, Megachilidae.